UUAAAUGAAUCCUUCUGGACUGCUUGGUGGAGAGGAGGCUUAACAGCCUGCCCUGGACCACCACUGAUUUCUCCGAGCAGCUAAACUUCACCUUAGUACAUGGGCCCCUGUCAGUGUCUGGGCCGCGGCACUCUUCACUGGUUGCACUGUGAUAUUUACACCAUUGGCAUGCAGUGCUGUAGCAUGUGUUAACCGAAAUUAAACUCUCCCCUUUUGUGCCUUUUGCCACUCCCACCGCAGGUGCAGCUAGUUGUUAGCUCCUGCAAGAGGAAGCCAGCAGAACAACAUAGGAAGCCAGACGGGUGGGCCGUCACACAUACACACUGUAAACCUGCUGUAUGUUCAAAGAAGAGAAAGAAACACAAAUCUUUAUACUCUUACCAUCUUUACAUACACACACAUAUGCUGUACAUAACCACCUGCCGUUUUUUGAGAAACAUAUACAUACAGCUCAUAAUGUUGUUCCUCAUCAUUUUUUAAACCCAUUUCUUUUAGCAUUUUAUCAUGAACGUGUCUCUGCAUUUUAAUUACUCACAUUUUUAUUCAGUCUUGAUUUAAUUUUAAUUGAUAUUGAAUAUUGUUUACUGUAUACUGAUUGAUUUAUUGGUUGACUGAUUAUGAACUGCAAAGCCACUCUGACAGCGCAUGCAGGAAUCACACUAAUAGUGAACGUUAAUUUUGGCCAAUUUAGUCUCCCACCCAUGCGGACAUUUGCCAAAAAAUACCCCAUCGCCUGCCCUCACUUGGCAGAAAACCAUUACUUGUGUCUUUAUCCCUUAUGCGCGCUCCCGUCUCAUGCAGGCGCGCGAGAGGGAUUGUGCGUGCGCGCGCUUGGCACGGCGCCGCGCACUCCAGCCACUGUGUAUAGUAACCCAGAGCAGUGGAGCUCUCAGCUAGACAUGGCGGCCGAUCCUAAGCCGGACUGGCUCUCCUGCCUUCCCUCUUCUUGGAGUUAUGGGGUGACUCGGGAUGGACGCAUAUUCUUCAUCAACGAAGAAGCAAAGAGCACAACCUGGUUACAUCCUGUUACUGGAGAAGCUGUAAUCACGGGGCACAGAAAAACUCCAGAUUUACCAACAGGAUGGGAGGAAGGAUACACAUUCGAGGGAGCUCGCUGCUUCAUCAAUCACAAUGAGCGAAAGGUGACCUGUAAGCACCCGGUGUCAGGCGUUCCCUCCCAGGACAAUUGCAUUUUUGUUGUAAAUGAACAUGUGACUUGUGGGAAGCUUGUCCACCCUGACAAGCCCAUAGAGGCUCUCAGCAGGCCGGCUCCUAAGGCUUCAUCAGAGCAGGGCAGUAGCAGUGACAAGAAGGAACGUCCAAUGAGCACCAUGAGCGAGGCAUCAAACUACACAGGUGGCUCCGACUACAGCACCUUUCCUGGCAGCCCGGCCACCACCAUCACUACUGCCACCACCACCUCCACUUCAUCCACACGGCCCUCUAGGUCUUUCAAAAAAGUUCACAACUUUGGAAAAAGGUCAAACUCCAUCAAGAGGAACCCCAAUGCUCCGGUGGUCAAGAGCAACUGGCUUUACAAACAGGACAGCACAGGCAUGAAGCUGUGGAAGAAGAGAUGGUUUGUUCUGUCCGACAUGUGCCUCUUCUACUACCGUGAUGAUAAAGAGGAUAGCAUCCUGGGAAGUAUCCUGUUGCCAAGCUUUCACAUCUCCAUGUUGUCUGUGGAUGACCACAUCAGCAGGAAAUAUGCCUUCAAGGCCACUCACCCAAACAUGCGGACGUAUUAUUUCUGCACUGACACAGCCAAAGAGAUGGAGUCCUGGAUGAAAGUCAUGACAGAUGCUGCCCUCGUCCACACUGAACCAGUCAGAAGACUGGACAAGUUGAAAGUGGAUCAGCGGACACCUCAGGAGAUGAACAACUUACUGAACCACAGAGUCCUAACCCGGCCCGAGAUCCAGAACAAUGAGCGCAACCGUGAGCCUGCGCGACAACACUCACUAUCCCGAGUUGAUGACAAACGGCAAAAAGACCUAGAGAAACACAACUGUCAGAGAGAGCAUGAGUACUACACCUUACAGAGAGAUGGUGAGAGGUACUCCCUAAAGAAAGAGGGUGUGAGCUACAUGCUUCAGAAGGAUGGAGAGAGGUAUCUCCUUCACAAAGAUGGAGAGAAGUACAUGCUGCAAAAAGACAGGGAGAAACCCUCGCUGCAAAAAGAGGAGGAGGUUUAUACAAUUCACAGGGAUCUGGAGAGGUAUGCUGUUCAGAAGGUGGAUGAAAAGUGCACUGUGAUGCCAACAGAGGAGAAAUACGCUCCAUCUAAAGACGGAGAGAAGUACCUGCUCACGAAGGAUGGAGAAAAAUAUGCACUGCAGAAAGUAGGAGACAGGCACACACUUCAGAAAGAUGGACAGAAAUAUGCUCCCCAGAAAGAGGUGAAGAGACAGCUGUCACUAAAGGAGACAGAGAGGUAUGGCAUACUGAGGGAGACAGAGAGUAAAUAUGGUACCAUCCAAGUUGUAGACAAAUACGGCACUCUGAAGGAGGUAAGAAAAUACAGUACGCUACGAGAAGGGGAUAAAUACACUGCUCUCAGAGACACAGGGAAGUAUGCUACAGUCCGCAGCGGGGAUAAAUAUGGCCUUCAGAGAGACCCAAGUGCAGAGAGGUCUCUGACUAAAAUAAGCAGCAUCAAGCUGCAGCCAGCUCAGGCUGCCGCCAUUGCAGCUGCAGUGUCUGCAUCUCGUCAGGGCCAGGCCAACCUCAGUGUCCAAAGCCCUGCACAGGUCAAUGGCUCGGGGUCUACAGCAGGGGAGCAGACUGGGGACUGCAGCUCAGCAGAGGUGGACAGCAGUCUGACCACGGGUCCAGGAAAAUCCCCUGCUCCAGUCCAGGAGCCAGAGAAAGGCCUGUCCAGGACCAACUCCAUGCAGCAGCUGGAACACUGGGUCCGCACACACAGGACAAGAGGACUGGAUGAUGACACAAGGAGUGUUACGUCCUAUCAGACCUUACCCAGGAACAUGCCCAGCCACCGUGCUCAGAUUGUGCCCCGCUACCCAGAGGGCUAUCGUACGCUGCCCCGCAACAGCAUGAUGAGGCCCGACAGCAUCUGCAGCGCUGCAGGCUCUGUGUAUGACCGGGCCCUCCAUCCUGCUUCCACCAACCCUAUCACCACAGCUGAGAAGAGGAAGUCGAUGAGGGACGACACCAUGUGGCAGCUCUAUGAGUGGCAGCAGAGGCAGGCCUUCUCCAGGCAAAGUCUGGCUCAGCCAACAGCCGUGAGUCAUUAUGGGACCCUGCCCAGCACAAAGACCAUGGGUAACAUCUCUGAACAUGCUGUGGCACUUUCUAUCCCCACCUCGCCGUCUCACGGCUCCCUGGCUCUCUACAGCACCUUCUCUCCUCCUCGCCAGCAGGUCGCUCACAACCCCAGCAGCACCCAUUCUGAAGUGUCCUCACCCGUCUUCAAGGGGGACGUGACGCUGGACCACCGGCACAGGACACACCCUGCCAAGUACGGCUACCCAUCUGAUAGAAGAUCCAUCGCAGCUGGUGUCCCUCCUCAGACUAUCACCCCACAGUCCCUCCAAGGCAAGACACCCGAGGAGCUGACCCUGCUCCUGAUCAAGCUCCGCCGGCAGCAGGCGGAGCUCAACAGCCUGCGGGAACACACAGUAGCUCAGCUAAUGGCCCUGGGUAUGGAAGGGCCCAACGCUAAGAUCAGUCCAGAAGACUACAAAGACAGCUCCUUCAUCCAGCGCAAUGAGGAGGCUGACAUAGACACCAAGCUGAGCAGACUGUGUGAACAGGACAAAGCAGUGAGGAUGCAGGAGGAGAAACUGCAACAGCUUCACAGAGAGAAGCACACUCUUGAGACGGCCCUGCUGUCUGCCAGUCAGGAGCUAAGUGAACAGAGCAGCUCCAACGCUGCAGCUACCCAGAGCCUCAUCCAGCAGAGAGAUGUGCUGCAGAAUGGCCUGCUCAGCACCUGCAGAGAGCUGUCCAGAGUCAACACUGAGUUGGAGCGUUCCUGGAGGGAGUACGACAGGUUGGGUGCAGAUGUCACUCUGGCCAAGUCUAACUUGCUGGAGCAGCUGGAGGCCCUGGGCAGCCCACAGACAGAGCCUCCAAGCCAGCGGCACAUCCAGAUCCAGAAGGAGUUGUGGAGGAUUCAGGACGUGAUGGAGGCUCUGGCCAAAAAUAAACCACAGCGGAGCAUAGACAGCAGUUUAACUGGUUCCAAACCGCUCUCCAGUCUACAGAAGAAUGAGGCAGUGACGCUGCUGCCACUCAGUCCUCUCAAGGAGGGUGACAACAUGCCCCCCCGCCCGCCCCUUCCCCAGUACUACGACUCAUCAGAGCACCCCCCUCACGUGCCCCCCCACCACUCACAUCCUGGCGGCCGCCAGCCCCCCCACACCCACCGCACCGAGGAUCGCAAGGCCAGCUCCAGGAACGGAGUACACAGCGGUGUGCUACCCAAACUGGCUGCUGAGGCGGCUAAGCCUGCGGGUGACGCGGCGGCUGACGCACAGGUGGCGGAUGUGAAAGCAGUGGAGGCUGCUGGCGUGCGCGCUGCUGGUGUGGAGUCUGAGCCGGUCAUUGAUCCUUCUCUGGGAAAUAUGACCACAGAGGAUCUCCGCUUAGCCCUGCAACUAAAGGAGGUGGAGGCCAAAAAUAAACAGCUUGAAGUGCAAGCAAUGCAUCUCCGUAUCAGGGCUCUUGAGCUGGAAAGAGGAGCCCCUGUUGUCUCCACUCCAGUGUCUCCUAACCAAAGUUUUGUUUCUGCUCCUGCUUUUGACAUUAGUAAGCACAUUGCAUUAGUCCCUCCGUUUCGUGAGUCCGAGGUGGACUCAUAUUUCAGCGCCUUUGAGCGAAUAGCUGCUGCACUUAAGUGGCCCAAGGAGUUCUGGUCACUUUUGCUACAGUGUAAGCUUGCGGGGAAGGCCCAAGAAGUCUGUGCCAGUCUGUCAAUUGAGGACAGUCUGGAUUAUGACAUAUUGAAAAAGACUGUGUUGCAGGCUUAUGAGCUUGUCCCCGAAGCGUACAGGCAAAAAUUUAGAAACCGUGAUAAAACUGCCAACCAGACAACAGCCCCCCCCUACCCAGUGGGUAUCAUUCAACCCAGGACCAAAUCUCCUAUGAGCCCUCCUGAGUCCUCCACUAUUGCCUCUUAUGUCACCCUGAGGAAGACCAAGAAGCCUGAAUCCAGAGCUGACCGUCCCAGGAGUGCAGUGGAUCAGACAGGAUUUGGGGAGCGAGAAGUGGGUAGAACAAGGAUGAGUGUGGAGGAGCAGCUGGAGAGGAUUAGGAGAAACCAGGAGGCCUCGUCGCUCCGAGAGAAGAGGAGAGAAACGCCAUCCCGCUCGCCCUCUUUCAGCAAAGACAACCCAUUUCUUAUCCAGCAGAGUCGGAUCCAGGCGGAGGGGGCCUGUGCAGAUCCUGUGGAGCUAGAAGCGGCUCUGCAGCAGCUGAGGGCUGCUCACAUGGAGCAGAGCAGGAUGGCUGCUGAGGCUGCCAAGACUCACACAGAACCUGCACCACAGGAGUUGCAGAGAGUGGAGGAGGUAAAAAAAGGCGAGUCUGAGGAAGUGCAGCGGGACAGGGACAUGACUCCGCAGACUGUGAAAGAGCUGCAGGUUGCGGCCAACAAAAUAGACAAUGAGCUGUGUGAAAGUCAGAGGGUGGUGAUUCUUGACCUGGGCACAGAUCCAAAGCAUGUGGAGAUUGUAAACCUUCACCCUUUUGAGGAUGACGAAAGCAGAGAACAAGAUCUGACCAGCUCGCCGACAAACACCACCACUGAAAACAGCUUCCAGACUCCAGAGCCUGACACGCCAAGCCCAGAGCCAAAGGAGGAGGAACCAGACUUGACGCAACAAGCCACCAGAAAGGAGAAGCUGGAGAAUAGAGUGGACUCUUCCAACCAGCUAACAGCAGAUGACAAGAAACACAACAACAACAACAACAACUUGUUGGCUUACAUUCACCUUGGUGAGAAGCGACACGUGAGCUACACCGGCCUCAACAUCCACACUGGCAUCCUGUAAAGCCCAAAUGUAGCCUGCCUGCAUAGAGCAUGCUCCAUGGCUUCCUGUGUUUACAACAGGAUUAUUUUAAUACUACUGUUAAAUGCCCACAAGGAGACUGAGACUGAGAGGAUGACAGCCUUGCUAACUGACUGACAACACAGACGGGCCGCCAUCACAUCCAAACAGAGGGAGAGGCACAUGUACUGUAUCUUUAGCACCUGUUAGAUCUGUCCGUUCUGAUAUGUCCCUGAGAAAACAUUACUUCUAUGGAGCCAGAUUUGUCUCAAAACAUUUCUGUAUAAAAAUAAGAUUGUGAAAUGGUGAAAUCAUGAAAAAGUUAAAAUGUUUUCUUGAGUUUUGAGAAUUUUACUAUGCUCCCAAUAAGUCCCCAGCUUUGCAAUAACAGGUAGUCAUACAAGGUCUAUAAUUGAAGAGAGGGUGGUUGACAAAGGAAAAAGUGACUGAAGUGUCAAUUGAUUUCUUAAACUACUACUUUACUAUAAACUAUGUUUGUCUUGUGUCUUUUCAGAAAAGCUGAACUUUAAAGAAUUUAGUUUUACCUCUUUAUACAGUAGAGUUUUAAAUCUUAAUCGAGGGUAGGCUUCCUGAACACUUUAGCCUCAUUUCCACCGAGCAGUCCGGCACAGUUCAGUUCCGUUGAUUGGUCACUCUGCUCAGGGUCGAGUUGUGGCUGGUUUUGAAGCUUAAGUAUCCAUUGUUCAUACUGUGGCAAGUCUUACAUAUAUUAGUAAACUAUAACUAUAAAAUGAAAGGAUAUUUUGCUGCCUCUAGCAGCAACUGAAAAAAGAAAAAAAAACUUAAUUCACUGGGCCAGCAACUUUUAAAUUGGAGCAUUUACCUGUUAUGUUACUCAGUACAUGAGCUGACGACGUGAAUCUAUCAACACACCUUAAAUUGCAAUAUGACAACUUUGACCAUUCCAUUAGUUUUUUUCGUUGUUUUUUAUAUACUCUAUUAAUCCCCCUGAAGGGAAAUUAAAUUUUUUCACUCCAUUGUCAUUAACACACAGGUCCGAAAUACACACACAUGCACAAACAGGACUCAUACAUGCACAAAGUGGAGACAUAUCAAAGUGAGGGGGCUGCCAUGGACAAGCGCCCCGAGCGGUUUGGGGGUUCAGUGCCUUGCUCAAGGUCACCUUGGCAGUGCUCAGGAGGUGAACUGGCACCUCUCCAGCCACCAAUCCACGCUCCGUAUUUUGGUCUGGACGGGGAUUUGAACAGGCGACGGUUCCCUAUCCAAGUCCCUAUGGACUGAGCUACUGCCGUCCCUCCUUAUUGUCUCUCUUGGAUGACAUACACUUUUAGUAAUGAGUGGAUCUUUAAGCGUUUAAGAAUCUAUAUUAAUUUCAACCGGAUUAUGCGAUUAUGUGCUUAUAUUGUAAUCCUCACAUGGAGAAAAAACAGUGUUGCAGAGCGUCAUUCCUUCGGCUACAGCAAAACUAAACCCUUGCGCUUGCCUGAGAAGGACUAAAUGCACAAACCCACUAUUUUUAAAUAUCCCAUGAAGAGAGACUCUCACUGCAGCCUGUUCUAAUUUGUUCUGAAAAUGUAGACAUCCAUGUCCAUGUCUGUGUAGACAUGGAUGGACCAUGUCUACACAGGCUAUUUAUUAAAAGUAGCACGUUAGCAAUGCAGCAGCUUCAGUCCUCCCGUUUCUACACAGGAUGCACUCAGGCACAGCACUGGGUGUAGGUCAUCCACGUCUCUGCAGCAAUCAGAGCCCAACACACAGUUACAUUAGUUAAAAUGCAUAAAACUGAAGAAAACAGACUUUAAGGGAAAAAUACACUUUGUGGCGUAAGUACAACAUGCAUUGUUACGCAGCCUGUGUAGACAGCUGGACUGAUUAAAACAGAAGCAUAUCUUUGCCAACACACUGAAAGCUCUUUUAAAGCCCCUGCAACCCAGGUCAGAACUGAAAUUCAGAUGAAAAAAAGAGGAUAUGUUUGUGCACAUAUUUCUAUCACAUUAGUGCUAUAUCAUAGGUAACUGGACUGACUUGAAUUUCUUGAAGACGUUUCAGAACUGAAGAAGCCUUUUGGAUGAGAGGUGAAACAUCUUCAAGAAAUUCAAUCUUCACCAACUUUGUGCACAUACAUUUCUUACUGGAACAAUUCACACCGGUGUCAUAGCACAUGGCUGGAUGUGGUCAGGAACAAGAUAUACCAUUUGUGGAAUUGGGUUAUCAUAAGAAAUUCUCUUUUUUGUGUUUUUCAGACUCAACAAGCCAAAUCUGUUGGUUGACAGUGUUUCCUAUCCUUGGGUCAGCUAGGCCACUGGCUAAUAUUACCACAGACCCUUUUUAUUCUCUGCAAUUCUCUGUUUCUCUAGCUUUUUUGUCGCUGUCAUUAAUUGGCCAUGCUUUUAUUGAUAUAAAUAUAUAAAAUGAAACCAUUUCACAAUCUUGACUGUACGUAUGAAUUGUUUGGGGGUAAUUUACUGUGGCUCCAUAGAUACAUGUUGCCAAAUGUAUACACACACAUCAAAACACAGAACUUUUGAUACCUUACUAAGUAUUACAGUCAUCUUAACAUAGUUCCUUGCAUAUUCUACUGAUCUGGUGGAGGGUGUAUUAUCUGUGCUGUGUUGUAGGAGGUGAGUGUACAGCUGCAUGUAGGAGGACUUGAGAAGUCUCACUGCAGAUGGGCUAAGCACCAAAACUCAACACAUAUGCAGUGCUUUACUUUAACCCCAAAGUGACCGCUGAUGCUCUUGAAUUUUAACCUGCUCUGAUUUUGAUAGCUGUGUUCCCUUAAGACCAGAGGCUUCCUUAUUAUGCUGUUUUCAUUUUGCAUCUGCAACAUGACAGAUUGUCCUGUAUUGGAUAUACAUAGAGAGAGAGAGAGAGAGAGAGCAAGCGAGCAGAUUUUUACUUUAGCAAGGUGCCACUUCAUACUGCUGAAAUUUUUUGAACACAACUAAGUAUUGAUGACACACACAGUAUGUGAAUGUUUUGGAUUUCCAGUCUGCUUUUUCAGUUGUGUCUCUUUUUGUUUUUAACUCUUUGGUUUACAUGACAUAGAAGAUAUACAGAGGCUGAGGACAUGACACAGAUGAGAUAUUUUGCAUUUAAAUCUGUUCUAGGUGGUGAAGAAUUGGACAAUAGCACAUGUACCAAGCAAUAAGUAGGACUUUGGAGCUCCAGGACAUAAAAGAAAUUUAAAAGAGAUGUAUAAACUGUAAAAAAUAAAUACAAUUAAGAAAAAACAAAAACAAGAUAGCAUAAUUUAUGUACACACUGAAAAGAAGAUAAGAAUAUUAUAAGAGGUUAUUAUUAAUAUUAUUAGGGUCAAUAUGCAAAAAGUUCAUAACCCAUUUGUUUUAUAUCAUGUGAA
Epinephelus moara (kelp grouper) is the source of this 9357-nucleotide messenger RNA. Its product is annotated as pleckstrin homology domain-containing family A member 5-like. Lineage: Eukaryota; Metazoa; Chordata; Actinopteri; Perciformes; Serranidae. The record is from RefSeq and is a predicted model, not a curated record. The transcript is spliced from 30 exons. Bases 618 to 6017 code for a protein of 1799 amino acids. Gene Ontology annotation, cellular component: cytosol. Gene Ontology annotation, molecular function: protein binding; phosphatidylinositol-4-phosphate binding; phosphatidylinositol-3-phosphate binding.